AUGGCAUUGGUGCCCUUGGCGGUAUGCUUCCUAUACUAUCAGCUGAGGCAAUACCGCUUCAAGAAGUAUGCGCACAUUCCCACACCGCUGAAACCCCAACUUCUCCUUGGUCACCUUGGUUAUAUGGCCAAAGCCUUCCAGAAACGUGGCAAUUCAAAGAUGCAUCCAGACUAUAUUCUUGAGGAUAUCUGGAAUGAAAAUGGACGACCUGACUUCAUGCAUUUUGACUUCAGGCCAGUGCAACACCCCAUACUGCUCGUCACUAGCCACGAAGUCGCGGAGCAGUUGACAAGGACCACAAAGUCGCAUCCGUACGGCACCCGCAAGUCGCCAACUAUACAAUCGCAAUACAGCGCACUGAUAGGGAAGAAGUCCAUAUUGACUGAAGAAGGCGAGAGCUGGAAAGCGCUGCGCAAGCUCUUCAACGCAGGCUUCGCACCUCAGCAUAUCGUUACUUUGCUUCCUGUCUUAAUUGAUAAGACAAAUAUCUUCAUCGAAAACCUAGACGCCAUUGCACGGCUAGGCGCUGUCACAGAGCUAGACAGCUAUUGUGUCAAUCUCACCUUCGACAUCAUUUGCCAAGUUAUUACGAACGUCAACGUCCACGCCCAAGAGGAAGGUCUCGCACAUGACCUGAUAGUCAAUUUUCGCCUCCUUCUAGACACCUACAUCUCAGGCAGGGGGCUGGGAAUUACGGCGUGGAACCCAUACAUACAAUUCAUGCGGUACUAUUACAGUCGCCGAAUGGACGUCGCGCUGUUCAAGAUCAUCCAGGAGAAGUUUGACGCCGUUCAACAGUCUCGCCGUACUGAAGAUAAAACUACCAAAGAUCGGUCUGUUCUCGCACUUGCACUGAAAGACGUGGAAGUCCUCACUCCCGAUGCCAGCCAGCUCAUUGCCGAUCAAUGCAAGACAUUCCUCUUCGCUGGGCACGACACAACGUCUAUCCUGCUCCAACGCCUCUUCUACGCCUUAUCGAUCGAUCCGCCUCGCCUUGCGAAGCUCCGUCAAGAACACGACUCCAUCUUCGGAUCCGAUGACCCGCGUACCGUCUUCCUCGCCAGACCUGACGAGACCAUUCAAGAACUUAGCUACACCAGCGCCUGCAUCAAGGAAGCACUGCGACUCUGGCCGCCCGCAGCAACAGCGCGUAUGACCCACGAGAACUUCAAAAUCCGCACAAAGGAAGGAGAAGAUGUGCUGGUGGACAACUGCGUGCUCUAUCCCAUUCAGCACCUCAUCCACCGUGAUCCCAAUGUCUACGGACCGACUGCAAAUGAAUUCAUGCCUGAGCGAUGGACAGGCGAUAGUGAUACAAGUACCGCUACAAACGUCAAUGUGAGUGGAACGGCUAUGUCUACAGGAAAGAUACCUGCGAGUGCGUGGAGACCAUUCGAGCGCGGGCCGAGGCAGUGCAUUGGUCAGGAACUCGCCAAUUUGGAGGCUAGGGUGAUUCUGGCAUGUGUGAUGCGAAGGUACGACUUUGUUAAGGUCGGUGUUGGAGAGGUUGCGACAGAUGGGAAGGGCGAACCAGUUGUGGAUGAGAGUGGCAGGUACAAGACGAAGUCCGAGUUGAUCAGUACCAUGAGUGUCACAAGUAAGCCGAUCGACAAGACGCGGAUGAUUGUCAAGUUAAGGCAGAUCUGA
Messenger RNA from Didymella exigua CBS 183.55, 1647 nucleotides. RefSeq names its product cytochrome P450 52A12. NCBI's taxonomy places the organism in Eukaryota, Fungi, Ascomycota, Dothideomycetes, Pleosporales, Didymellaceae. The coding region runs from base 1 to 1647 and encodes 548 amino acids. Gene Ontology annotation, molecular function: iron ion binding; heme binding; oxidoreductase activity, acting on paired donors, with incorporation or reduction of molecular oxygen. The record is from RefSeq and is a predicted model, not a curated record. The transcript has 3 exons.